This is a messenger RNA of Oppiella nova, 1716 nucleotides long. Lineage: Eukaryota; Metazoa; Arthropoda; Arachnida; Sarcoptiformes; Oppiidae. The record is from the annotation of a GenBank genome assembly.
GUUGUGAGUGAGGCCUGUAUUGAGUGAAUGGACAGUGAGUUGACUGCAAAGUGAACAUUGAAUACAAUUGUCUGAAUUGUACCGUAAUUUACAUUCAAUUCAUUAUAUGAGACAUCAGUCGCUGGUUUGCAUGCAAUGAGUGCCGAGACUAUAGUGCGAGACAUCUUCGGCGACAGCGAUGACAGUGAAGACGAGUUUGAAGGCUUUGAAGGCAACAAACCAUCCGCUGAUAAACGAGAAGAUGAUUCCGAUGUGGAGAAGGACUCGCAAUCAGAUGGCAAUGAAGACAACGAUGUCGACAGAUCUCAAGGCGAUGAGAGAGCCAAUGAAGACAAUGAGGACAAUGACAGCGAAGAGAGACAGCAGAGGGAGACCAGAAGGACUCGCAAUCAGAUGGCAAUGAAGACAACGAUAUCUCAAGGCGAUGAGAGAGCCAAUGAAGACAAUGAGGACAAUGAGGACAAUGACAGCGAAGAUAGACAGCAGAGGGAGACCAGAGAUGACGACGACGAGCCCAAUAACUCUCAAGAAGUGGUUCCCGACGUGUCAUCUGAUGACGAGUCCAUAGACGGCGACCGCAAACCAAAACAAGACGAUAUGGUCUAUGACUUCGAUCUAAUGCUUCAGAGGAAACGGGAAGAGAAUUAUAGGCGAAGGAGACGGAAGAAUAUCGAUAUAAUCAACGAUAACGACGAUGUGAUCGCAGAAAUGAUACAACAGAUGAAACAGGCGGCAGAUGACGACUUCGAGUUAAAUAAGAACCGAAUGACUGCCACAAGAAAACUCAAAAUGUUGUCAUUAGUUGUGACACAACUUCGAAAACUAGAUUUACGCGAAGCCUUCUUAGACGCCGGAGUUCUCGGAGUGAUCACCGAUUGGUUGACACGAUUGCCAGAUGGAAGUCUACCACAUCUCCAGAUUCGCGAUAAUAUGCUAAAGAUUUUACAAGAAUUCAACAUCGAUGACGUCGAGCGGAUCAAAGCGAGUGGUAUCGGGAAAGCAGUGAUGUAUUUAUUCAAACACCCGAAGGAGACCAAAGAGAAUAAGCGGAUGGCGUCGCAGUUGAUCGCGAGCUGGUCCCGACCCAUCUUCAACCUCGACACUGACUUCCAUUCCAUUAGUAAAGACGAGAGAGAGAAGAGAGAUGUCGAGCAUAUGAACAAAACCAAAAGAAUGCGUUCCGACUCUCACGACGAGGUGGAGAGUCCAGCGCCGGCUCCCAAACAUAAGCCAUCCGAAGAGAAACUAAGCGUUCUAUUGGUUCACAGAAACCUCAUCAAACCGGGCGAGAAGGGUUGGGUACCUCGCGCUCGCGUACCGAUGCCCUCGAUGAAGGACUAUGUGGUACGACCGAAGUCCUCGGUUGAUAUGGACAUCAAUAGGAGUGGUUCGAGUAAGAGAAUGAUGGGUCGAAUCGACAAACAUUUGAGAAAUUUCAGAGAAAAGCAAAAGUUAACGAAAGCCCAAAGAGCUGUUCCAAUCAGUAUUGAGGGCAGAAAAAUGGCACUUUAGUUGUCAUUACAGUUAAAAAACGCAUAUCUCUGGAGUGAAUACCCGCCGACUCCAAAGUGAUGACAUCGGAUUCACUCGCAAUGAAAUCAUUGAGAUUUCUUUUGGGAAAAUUUGUUAUUAAGUCGUAAUCAUUCAUAUUAUAGCCUUUCGAUGAGAGAAAUACAAAUAAUGCCUGAAAUUGAUUCAUUAAAUGAUUAAAUCACU